UCGGGCGGCUGUCAUCGGUGGCGAGGAGGCGCGGCGGGUCCACGGGGCUGGGCCGGGAGGACUGACUCCGGGGGCGUCGCCGCGCUGAGGCUCGGUGCGGGCGGCCGAGGAGGGAGCCGUAGCUAGGUGUCCGAAGGGCGGCUGUGCUGCCUGCCGGGCGCUAGAGCCCAGGCCGGCGGGACCCGAGGCCGCCCCGAUUCUCCCAACCCUGCUCGCCGCUGCCCUCGGGCUCCGCGCCCGGCUCCGCAGGCCGCGGUGACCGGCGGCGCGCGCCCAGGGAUGGAGGAAGAUUGAAUCCCUCUCUAGAACUUCUGAAUGUUUCUUACCAGUGGGAGCGUUCCCUGUACAGCAAAGCCAAUGGCUUAACUUCGGGGAGCGCUGGGACACCGUAGGCUCUGCUAUGCUUGGUGGAACUUGAGUUUGGAGGACACAGGGCUUUCUGUGAUGACAACAUGACUCACAGCAAAGGAAGAUCUGUCACCUGCAAGACAAGUGGCAGCCCCGACAGUGGAGGAGGUUUUGUCAAUUGGACUUUAAAUCUAAACACCAUUCAGUCUGACAAGUUUUUGAACUUACUUCUAAGCAUGGUGCCGGUCAUCUACCAGAAGAACCAGGACGACAGGCAUAAGAAAGCGAACGGCCUUUGGCAGGACGGGCUGUCGGGCGGAGCACAGACCUUCAGCAAGAGGUCAGAGCCACAUCUGGACUACCACGAGUUCUCGGAGCAGGCCUUCCACGGCGGCGGCGGUGGGCAUGCGCCAGCCAGCUGCAGCCCCAAGUACGACGACUACGCCAGCUAUAGCUACUGCGACGGAAGGGAGGCUUCGGAAACCACCGCCAUGCUGCAGGACGAAGAUCUGUCCAGUGAGGGCGAUGAUGUUAUUGUGGAAACAAACCGGAAGCUCCCGAAGGAGUCCAGCGGCGUCAUGGCUCUGCAGAUUCUCGUGCCGUUCUUGCUGGCCGGGUUUGGAACAGUUUCUGCCGGCAUGGUUUUGGACAUAGUACAGCACUGGGAGGUGUUCAGGAACGUGACAGAAGUGUUCAUUCUAGUCCCUGCGCUGCUCGGCCUCAAAGGGAACCUGGAAAUGACGUUGGCAUCCCGACUAUCCACCGCAGUAAAUGUUGGGAAGAUGGACUCGCCCAUUGAGAAGUGGAAUCUGAUCAUUGGCAACCUGGCUUUAAAGCAGGUCCAGGCCACAGUGGUUGGAUUCUUAGCAGCCGUGGCAGCGAUCGUUCUGGGCUGGAUUCCAGAAGGGAAGUAUUACCUCAGCCAUUCCAUACUUCUGUGCUCCAGCAGCGUGGCUACCGCCUUCAUUGCAUCUCUUCUGCAGGGAAUAAUAAUGGUCGGGGUUAUCGUUGGCUCGAAGAAGACAGGCAUAAACCCUGACAACGUGGCCACACCCAUCGCUGCUAGUUUUGGUGAUCUGAUAACUCUCGCCAUAUUAGCGUGGAUCAGUCAGGGUUUGUACUCCUGCCUGGAGACAUAUUAUUACAUUUCUCCAUUAGUUUGUGCCUUUUUCUUGGCUCUGACACCUAUCUGGGUUAUAAUAGCUGCCAAACACCCAGCUACCAGGACUGUGCUCCACUCUGGCUGGGAGCCCGUCAUAACAGCCAUGGUCAUAAGCAGCAUUGGGGGCCUUAUUCUGGACACAACUGUAUCUGACCCGAACUUGGUUGGGAUUGUCGUUUACACGCCAGUUAUCAACGGUAUCGGUGGCAAUUUGGUGGCCAUUCAGGCCAGCAGGAUUUCUACCUACCUCCAUUUACACAGCAUCCCCGGAGAGCUGCCCGAAGAGCCCACAGGGUGUUCCUACCCAUUUAGGACGUUCUUUGGCUCAGGUGUGAACAAUAAGUCUGCCCAAGUUCUUCUGCUCCUGGUGGUUCCUGGCCACUUGAUUUUCCUGUACACGAUUCACCUGAUGAAGAGCGGCCACACCUCUCUGACUGUCGUCUUCGUUGUUGUGUAUCUCCUUGCUGCUGUGCUACAGGUGUUCACCCUGCUGUGGAUCGCAGACUGGAUGGUCCAUCGCUUCUGGAGGAAAGGGAAGGACCCAGACAGUUUCUCCAUCCCCUACCUGACGGCGCUGGGUGACCUGCUCGGGACAGCUCUGCUGGCCUUAAGUUUCCAUUUUCUCUGGCUUAUUGGAGACCGCGAUGGCGACGUGGGGGACUAACGGGUCCUCGAAGCUGAUGCAGGGCCACCCAGGAGGAGAACACAAGGCAGCCACUGCUGCCCCUCCCGUCCCCAAAGCUCUUCAUCAGUCGUGUGACUUACGCCAGGGUCGUCUGCGGUUCACCCUGACUCCAUACAUGGCCUUAAUGUACUUUUUAAGGAAUUUGUGCUGGAACCACAGUGAACGGUAUUUGUGCUGCUUUUUGUAGAAUAAAUAAUUUGACACAGACAUA
Messenger RNA from Microtus oregoni (creeping vole), 2406 nucleotides. RefSeq names its product solute carrier family 41 member 2. The record is from RefSeq and is a predicted model, not a curated record. The transcript has 11 exons. Gene Ontology annotation, cellular component: plasma membrane. Gene Ontology annotation, molecular function: monoatomic cation transmembrane transporter activity. Lineage: Eukaryota; Metazoa; Chordata; Mammalia; Rodentia; Cricetidae. Bases 453 to 2174 code for a protein of 573 amino acids. Gene Ontology annotation, biological process: monoatomic cation transport.